Messenger RNA from Panicum virgatum (switchgrass), 828 nucleotides. RefSeq lists its product as uncharacterized. Bases 1 to 828 code for a protein of 275 amino acids. NCBI's taxonomy places the organism in Eukaryota, Viridiplantae, Streptophyta, Magnoliopsida, Poales, Poaceae. The transcript has a single exon. The record is from RefSeq and is a predicted model, not a curated record.
AUGUCGUCGCCGGCACACUCCUCCUCCAGCUCCUCCGUCUCCUCUGAGCCCCUUCCCGACGCUCCUCAGCCUGCUCCGGCCGCCGUCGUGCAGCAGGUGAACAUCCGCUUGCAUGUUCCCGUCCUCCUCGACCUCUCCUCUGCGAACUAUGGGCAGUGGUGCGUUCUCUUCGAGUCCGUCCUCGGCAAGUUCGGGCUCGAUGACUUCGUCCGUUCCGCGCCGCCCAUCGCCCAACGCACCGCCGAGUGGCAACAGAUCGACCACACCGUCGUCAACUGGAUCUACACCACCAUCAACAAGACUGUCUUCGACAUCAUCUACAGGCCGCGCGUCUCCGCGUUCACCCUCUGGGGCGACGUCGAGGGUCUCUUCCUCGACAACGAGCUGCACCGUGCCGUCUACCUCGAGGCCGAACUGCGCUCCAUCGUGCAAGGCGACGCCACCAUUGACAAGUACUGCUCCACCCUCAAGCGCCUCGCCCACAAGCUCCGUGACAUUGGGCAGCCCGUCUCGGAGCCGAGCCAAGUGCUCAACCUUCUCCGCGGGUUGAAUCCCAAGUAUCGCCACGUCAAGCCGGUGAUCACCUCCAAGCGCCCGCCUCACACCUUCCAGAGCGCACGCUCCUUCUUGGCCCUCGAGGAACUCCAGAUGCAGCACGAUGACAAGAUGGAGGCCGGUCAGGCGUUGCUCGCCUCCCACGACCGCCAGACUCUGACCGUGCCUCCUGCGCCAUCCAGUGGCUCCGCUUCGGGCUCCCGCUCGAGACCGAAGUCCAAGGGCAAGUCCAAGCAGAAGUCCUCCGGCGGCGGCUCCUCCGGCACGUCCUAG